GUUUUCGAACGCAGCCCAGCAGUGCCGUGUAGUGAUGGACAGGUGGAGUCGUGGUGUCGACGUAUUCAAGAUGGCGAACACGGUGAACGAAGUUAUGGCACAGGCGAACGAAAACUUAACGGAAUACCAAAAUGUAAAUGCAACGAGAACGCCGUCGACGCCCGAAGGAAUGGCGAUUGCGUACGGUAGCCUCAUUAUUAUGGCGAUUCUGCCAAUUUUCCUUGGUAGCUAUCGUGCAGUCAAACACCAUAAGGAACAGCAGCAAUUGUAUAAAACUAGUGGCGAGCAACCUGACACGAUGUCUCGCAGAGAAGCUGCCAUGUUUCCUCUCAUCUCCAGUAUUACUUUAGUUGGAUUGUAUAUACUAUAUAAGGUAUUUGCGAAAGAGUACGUUAAUCUGAUAUUGGCUGGAUAUUUCUUCUUUCUCGGUAUUCUAGCUUUGUGUCAUCUUACGAGCCCAUUGAUUUCGUCGUUGGUACCUGCUGCGAUUCCAAAAACGCAGUAUCAUAUUUUAUUUACGCAAGGAAAGGACGAUAAAGAGGAACAUAUAAUUAACUACAAGUUUAAUCUUCAUGACAUUGUGUGUCUCGUGUGCUGCUCGCUCGUGGGUGCCUGGUAUCUUCUGAAAAAACACUGGAUAGCCAACAAUCUGUUUGGCAUAGCGUUUGCUAUUAACGGAGUCGAAUUGUUACAUCUCACCAAUGUUGUGACUGGAUGCAUAUUACUUUGCGGUCUUCUGUUUUAUGAUGCAUUUUGGGUGUUUGGAACGGAUGUAAUGGUGACGGUCGCAAAGUCUUUCGAAGUACCCAUUAAGCUCGUAUUUCCACAAGAUCUUUUGGAAAAGGGCUUGAACGCUGGUAAUUUUGCCAUGUUGGGAUUAGGUGACAUCGUAUUGCCUGGUAUCUUUAUCGCGUUGCUUUUGCGAUUCGACAAUAGUUUGAGCAGGAAAACCAACGUCUACUUCUAUUCGACAUUUUUUGCAUACUUUAUGGGAUUACUCGCCACCAUAACGAUCAUGCACUUAUUUAAUCACGCACAACCUGCUCUGCUAUAUUUAGUACCUGCGUGUAUAGGUACGCCAUUGCUCUUGGCGUUAGUCAAGGGAGACCUCAAAGCACUGUUUUCGUACGAGGAUCAUCCGUCACCACCUGCGAAUGUGGCGCAACAUUCGGAACAAACGCAAGUAGAAGCGAAAAAAGAAAAAUAAUAUCUUGAUUUACUAUAAAGAGCAUACCGAUUUGCGAAAUUAUCUUGUAAUUAUCUUUCGAAUUUAUUGUGCGUAUGUGGUAAAAGAAAAACGAGUAAUAGUCGAUGGUUCGAGCUCAAAACAUACAAUCGUGCAUUGUCAAGUAUAAUAUCUUGUAAUUAUAUGUUGCAUAUACGUGAAUCGCAAGAUAUAUCGGGGUAUGAAACGAUUCGCAAUGAACAACGUUCGCGAAUAUCGCUUCGAUCUGAACGGGAAGAAUCCAGAACGUAAGAUUUAGGAAUGUGAUAACCAAGAGCGCCGUUUCAUUUGCAUGCGAAAGAAACGGUCUUUGUAUCACUCGUGUAUGAUAUCGACGAUCGACGUUUCGGGAUAGUGUUGGAAAAAAAGCACUGUUGUCCGGAAAAAUGUUAAAUGAUGAAACAGAAUUUCAUUGUGUCGUUACUUCACAGGCUUGAGACGGAAAGAGAGUAUGAAAAAGAGAAAAUGGAAUAAAAAUACUUCCAAUUGCUGAUUUAUAUUUCGUACGCAGUACGUAUGAGACUGCUUUAAGACGAGUUUACCUAAGUUUUGCGAUAUGUUACAAUUUGCGGUGCGUUGUAUAAUUCUAAAAUUUAAUUUGAUACAAGUUUCAAUUCCAGUUCCAGUUAUCUAUAAGUUUUUAUAAAUAUUCCAGAAUUUUUGACAACUUUUUUACCAUGUGUGAAUGGUAAUCGUGAAUUAUGAAUGUAAAAGUAAUUUUGUUUCCUUGUGACGCAUUAAACGAAUUAAUAUUAAGUAUAUUAGUAAGAAAUUAUUUCCUAUGAUAAAAUUAUUAUAACGAGAUAUUAAACAUGUACCUUUGUAGUACACAAACACUAUAUAUGUAUAUCCGAUAAUUAUCCAUUUCUCACAAAAAUUUUAUAUAUAUGUAUAUAGUAUAAUAUAUAUGUAUAAAAUUUGUGAGAUGGAUAUUUAUCGAAUUUAUUAAAAUGAAUAUAAAUGUUUUGUCCAGAGAAAUAUAAUGUAUAUACAAAUUAAAAAUCUGUUAAAGUUGCACAAUUCUUUUUUAUUCGCGAAAAAAUUUGAAGGAAAAUUGUAACUCUAAUAAGAAUAAAAGAGGUAUUCUCGCUUUUUAUUCACUGUUA
This is a messenger RNA of Solenopsis invicta (red fire ant), 2331 nucleotides long. Its product is annotated as minor histocompatibility antigen H13. The coding region runs from base 35 to 1207 and encodes 390 amino acids. The transcript is spliced from 6 exons. Gene Ontology annotation, cellular component: membrane; cytoplasmic side of endoplasmic reticulum membrane; lumenal side of endoplasmic reticulum membrane. NCBI's taxonomy places the organism in Eukaryota, Metazoa, Arthropoda, Insecta, Hymenoptera, Formicidae. Gene Ontology annotation, biological process: membrane protein proteolysis. Gene Ontology annotation, molecular function: aspartic endopeptidase activity, intramembrane cleaving. The record is from RefSeq and is a predicted model, not a curated record.